UCGUGACUAUAGGUGCAGAUGAGCAUAGAGUGCGCACGCGUUGUAUACACAAUAUAUCUGUCGGUGUUUGCUGUCUAACAGCGCUCUAUCAGUGCUUAUAACAGUUCCGCCAUUUCUGACUAUAUCUCAGUCAUUACAGCCAAAGACACCACUAAUAACUCAUUGAAUCCAAUAUUCAAGUGAUUGUCUAACUGCUCACCGAUAACAACAACCACUACAACAACACAAUGUCUUCAGGAGUGACCGUCUCAUCGGAAGCCAAGACCGUCUACGAGGAAGUGAAAAAGGAUAAGAAGCACCGGUAUAUCAUUUAUCACAUUAAAGAUGAAAGGGUGAUUGAUGUGGAGUCAACCGGUGAAAGGGAUGCCACUUAUGUAGACUUCUUAGAGAAGCUUCAGAACUUCAAGAAUGAAUGUCGUUAUUGUGUGUUUGACUUCCCGGCAAACAUUCCGGUGGACGCCGGACAGGAAAAGUCAACGAUGAGUGUCGAUCGACUCGUACUCAUGACUUGGUGUCCCGAGAGCUCGAAAAUCAAACAGAAGAUGUUGUACUCGAGUUCAUAUGACGCCCUCAAGAAGGCAUUAGUGGGCGUCUAUAAGUACGUACAGGCGUGCGAUUUCGAGGAGGCGUCACAGGAGGCCAUAGAAGAUGCCUUUAGAAAGGGCGGCAAAUAAUUUAAUGUCAUCAACACUUUUGAGUUAUUAUCUAAAUUUAUUAUUAUUAUUGUAAGUGAAAUGAAGUGAUCGAUACUAUUAACCGAUUAAUAAAAUGUGAAAACACUGCAAAUUUUUCUCUAUUUGUCAAA
Molecule: messenger RNA, 805 nt
Organism: Oppia nitens
Lineage: Eukaryota; Metazoa; Arthropoda; Arachnida; Sarcoptiformes; Oppiidae
Gene: tsr
Product: cofilin/actin-depolymerizing factor homolog
Exons: 4
Coding region: 228-674 (148 amino acids)
Biological process (GO): cell motility; actin filament severing; actin filament fragmentation
Cellular component (GO): actin cytoskeleton; actin cortical patch; cytoplasm
Molecular function (GO): actin filament binding
Source: RefSeq, a predicted model, not a curated record